Bufo bufo (common toad) is the source of this 2026-nucleotide messenger RNA. It is a transcript of the gene MSI2, whose product is annotated as musashi RNA binding protein 2. Bases 310 to 1530 code for a protein of 406 amino acids. The transcript is spliced from 15 exons. Lineage: Eukaryota; Metazoa; Chordata; Amphibia; Anura; Bufonidae. The record is from RefSeq and is a predicted model, not a curated record. Gene Ontology annotation, molecular function: RNA binding. Gene Ontology annotation, cellular component: cytoplasm.
GGAGGAGGAGGAGGCGGAGGCAGAGCAAUGCUGAGCUGAUCCCACGUGUGACGAGCUUCUUCCCGGCUCAAUAAUCUUGUGUUGUGGGCUCCUCGUAGCUUAGCUGCUGCCUGUCUCCCUGUGUGACACACAGUAGUCCCAGUGCAGGAGUGCCGCCGCCGCCGCCGCUGUCGUCUGUGUGAGAGAGCCAGGCUGCGGCCGCUCUACCCUGACCUUACCGCUCCGCUCUCUCUCUCUCUGCUCCUCAGCUUUUAUUUUUGUUUUUUAUUUAGUUAUUAUUCUUAAUUUUAAAAACUGUGUCAAGGGGCUAUGGAGGCUGAUGGGAGCCAGGCCACCUCCGGGAGUCCGAACGAUUCUCAGCACGACCCCGGUAAAAUGUUUAUCGGCGGCCUGAGCUGGCAGACCUCCCCAGACAGCCUCAGAGACUAUUUUAGCAAAUUUGGAGAAAUCCGAGAAUGCAUGGUGAUGAGGGACCCCACCACGAAGCGAUCCAGAGGCUUCGGCUUUGUUACGUUUGCAGAUCCCGCAAGUGUAGAUAAAGUAUUAGCUCAACCCCACCAUGAAUUAGAUUCCAAGACGAUUGACCCUAAAGUCGCAUUUCCAAGAAGAGCCCAGCCCAAGAUGGUCACAAGAACAAAGAAAAUAUUCGUAGGAGGAUUAUCAGCAAACACAGUAGUAGAAGAUGUAAAGCAAUACUUCGAGCAGUAUGGCAAGGUUGAGGAUGCCAUGUUGAUGUUCGACAAAACUACUAACAGACAUAGAGGUUUUGGUUUUGUAACCUUUGAAAAUGAAGAGAUUGUGGAGAAAGUCUGUGAGAUUCAUUUCCAUGAAAUAAACAACAAAAUGGUUGAAUGUAAGAAAGCACAGCCUAAAGAGGUUAUGUUUCCUCCUGGAACGAGAGGAAGGGCGAGAGGUCUCCCCUACACUAUGGAUGCAUUCAUGCUGGGGAUGGGAAUGCUGGGCUAUCCAAAUUUUGUUGCAACAUACGGCAGAGGAUACCCUGGAUUUGCACCGAGCUACAGCUAUCAAUUUCCAGGUUUCCCUACAGCAGCAGCCUAUGGACCAGUAGCCGCAGCAGCAGUGGCAGCAACCAGAGGAUCAGGAAUCCCAGAUUAUGGUUUCUAUACCUCGCCCGGUGACCAACGGGCCACGCUAUCGUUUGCGGAUUACGGUUCCAUGGGGCCUCGAGCGGCUCAGAUGCUUCGCAGUGAGCAUGCUGCUUCAGCAAGUAACUCCCCCCUCCAUCACCUUCCCAGCCCGGAUCAGUUUAAGAACCCAGUCAUGAAUAGCUACAGUGCUCAACCGAAUUAUGGAGCACCCGCUUCCCCGGCAGGCACCAACCCAGCUCGACCUGGUGGAUUCCCAGGGGCUAACAGCCCAGGCCCCGUUGCUGACCUCUAUGGAACUGCUAGCCAAGACUCUGGUGUUGGUAACUACAUUAGUGCUGCGAGUCCUCAACCAGGCUCUGGUUUCGGCCAUGGAAUUGCUGGGCCAUUGAUUGCAACGGCUUUUACAAAUGGAUACCAUUGAAACGUUUCAGGUGAUUGGUUGCCAUCUCACUUUGAGAAUUUGUCUGGAUGCCCAGGCAAGACCGGGCGAAGUUUCUGAAUGGUCCCACGUUGGGAUGAUGUCAUCAGACCUUCAGUACUACAUUAUCAUUAGUACAAAAUAAAUAUGCAGAAACACAACUGGAGAUGGCAUUCUGGGGACUGGAAGUGUUUCAAUCUCGUCAUCUCAUGAACCUGCUGCGCUAUAAUAUUCUACAGCUUUUAUUUUUCCUUUACAAGAGAAAUUUGUCAGUUAUUGCAUUUAUCAGUGCUUUGUCGUUUUGUUUUUCCUUAUGCCUUGUCCCUUUUGUUGCAUCUUUUUAAUAUUGUAGAAAAGAUAUUAAUGUUUGAUUAUAUAUUUUUUCCAUGUUUCUUUUCAUUAUUAUUUUUGCAGAGAUUGAACUUUUAAUGUAAGUUGAAAACUUUGGUACCAAUCAUGAAAGGAAAAAAAGUGCUGGUAAUGAAAAAAAAAAAAAAAA